AAAACAAAGAAGAGGCAGCGGCUCGUUCUCACGCUCAUGCAGGCGUACCAAAAAUCCCUUAAUUUGCCAAUCCCACCCCCGAUUCACAACACCCGCCCCAACGACGACACAAAUAGAAGCACAAAACCAAAACCCCCCUCUCACAAAAAUAUACCCUCUCUCUCAUCAACCGCCUCAAUCUCUCGCUUUACUUCCCCCGUUCUCUGAAUAAUCAAUCAGCUAUUUUCCUUGCCAUGCGGUAGCGCUCUCCGACGCCGGAACUCCUAGACGCCGGUUGAAUUUCCGGCAUAAUUUCCUGGAUUUCGGUUUUUGUAGUUGGACUUUCCGCGCUAUUCGAUUCGAUUGCGCUUUCAGUUUGGGAGCUUGUAGAGGUUUUAUUAUUUUUUUCUUUUUCUUCUUAAAUAGUAUCUAAGUUGCGUACAAGAGAUUUAUAGAUAAAAAACAACAUGGCUGGGGGUCGUAGAAAGGGAGGCAACAAGGCCAAAGCUAAGAGUCAGUUGAGUAUGGGAGAUCUUGUUCUCGCCAAAGUCAAGGGAUUUCCUGCCUGGCCUGCCAAAAUUAGUCGACCUGAAGACUGGGAUCGAGCUCCAGACCCUAAGAAACAUUUUGUUCAAUUCUUUGGAACACAGGAAAUAGCUUUUGUUGCCCUGCCUGACAUUCAGGCAUUCACCAGUGAGUCAAAGAGUAAAUUGUUAGCUCGGUGUCAAGGUAAAACAGUUAAGUAUUUCGCCCAAGCAGUGAGGGAAAUUUGUGGUGCAUUUGAAGAGUUAGAGAAGGAAAAAUCAAGUGAAUUGAGAUCCGAUGCUGAUAGAUCAGCACCUGGUUCUGAGACUGUCUCUGUGGAUGGGGCAGAGGCUGACUUAAAGGAUGGGGCUGGUGCUGUCAUACCUAAUGGAGAAUCAAAAAAGGAAGAAAUAGGUGAUUUUAGUUCUAAGUUGGAGCCUUGCUCUAAUAGUCGAGGAGAAACUGACAGUGAGGAUAUAAAACCUUCUAUUUCAUGUAAUCCAUCUGAUGAUAUUUCAUCUCCGGCUAUGUCAUAUGAGAAAAAGAUGAAAAUAUCCAAUGGGCUGCAAUCAAAAGAUGGACUAUCCACAUCUGCUUCAGACAAUGUUUCUAAUGUAAAAGAGGAAGUUUCUUGUGAUAGAAAAGAACAUAUUGAUCGGGUUAAGCAUCCUAUUAAAGGACAGAAGUUAUCUGCAAUUGGUCACAAGCUGAAGAAAAUGGCUUCUGGGUCAAAUAGGGGAUAUGAGGUUGUAGUUGAAGGACACAGAGGUAGCUCUACUGUAACAUCACUGAAGGAUGAUUGUUCCAGUAUCGGCGGUGAUCUCCCUGAUUCUGUUGAGCAAUUUAAAGACACAGUAAAAAAGAAAAUUACAUCUGAUGGCAGCAUGAUGGAAUUUUCAUCUGUUGCUUUGAAGUCAGAUGUAAAUGUCGGUGGUGGAAAAAUAACUAAAGAUGUGCUUAAAUUGAAAAGAAGCUUGAAAGUAUCAGAUGAUAACACUGUUGCUAAUUCCAGGGAUGAGGCUUGCGGAAAUAAAAAAGGUGCCCAACCUGGGACAGCUGGGAAGGUUAAGAUAGGAGCAAAUGACAUUUUACAUCCUGCCAAAAAGGCCAAGGCUGUAGAUUCGAAAGAUGAUUCUAUCAAGGCAUCUCUUUCUAAAAGUGUGAAGAGUGGUUUUUCAAGUUCUAUCACUGAUGGCAACAAAGCAUUUAAACACUCUGACUUGAAAUGGUCCCCAUCCCAUGUGAAGUCUGAUAUGGUUUUGGCAUUGCAAGCUCAAACAAGUAGAAGUAAAGUUGAAUUUGAUGUUUCUGGUGAUGAAGCUGUACUGCCUUUAACUAAGCGACAUAGGCGGGCUUUGGAGGCUAUGUCUGAUUCUGCUACUAUUAAUUCUGAUGAUAAAAUGGGGAAAAAGUCUCGUGAAAUGAAGAAUGAUAUGUCAUGUUCUAAUAAUAAUAAACCUCCAGCGCCCCAGUUGCCGAAAAGACGGAGACCUGUUUGCCUAUUUGAUGAAGAUGAUAAUGAAGAACCCAAAACUCCAGUUCACAGAGGGUCUGCCAGAAAUGUGAAAGCUCCUUCUGAUAAUUGUAGAAGUGCUGCACAUAAUGAGAGUCAUGUUAAUGCUCAGCAGAAUGCUAGUGCUAAAGAUUCUGUUGGAAUUGAGAAUAUGCCAAUGGAAUCCUCAUUGCAAAUACAUAACGAAUCUGUGUCACCUUCCCAACCAGAAAAUUCAGAAAGGGGGCCUGAUUCUCAUUGUGCAAGCAGUCCUGGGAAAGCAGAAUCUGAGCAAUCACCAUUGAAGGAGGCUAAUGCAAUAUUGGUUUCUCCUAAAAGGUCUCCUCAUUUGGUUUCCAAUACCAGGAAAACUGCGGAACAACAUAAAGCCUCAAAACCCACAGUUACUAAAAGUUCUGGUGCUAAUAGUCAGAAAAAAGUUCAGGCAAAGUCUGGUAAGGGUUCUGUUCUUGCUUCUGAUACCAUAAGCUCUCUUCAAAAUCAGGUUGCUAUUCAAAAAAAUAGGGCAGCCUCUUCUGGAGAUUUAACAAAAACCACUGCAAAAGCAGCUUCACAUGUGAGCGAUGCAACUCAUUCGACAGAAACUGCACUAGAUCACAGUUCGUUGCCCAUCGAAAUAAUGGAGUCUAGUGGAGAAGAUAGAAGCAGUUCGAUCUUGGAUUCCAAGGCUGCGGACUCUGUUAUGUCCAUGAAACAUCUUAUUGCAGCUGCUCAGGCAAAAAGGAAACAAGCUCACUCCCAACAAUUUUCUCUUGGAAAUCCUAAUGCUGCUUUUACUUCAGUUGGUGAGGUCCAAGGGAGGAGCCCUAGCCCCUCUUCUGUGCAACCUUCUUUGUCUGGCACCAACAAUGUGCGACAGGCAGAUAUGCAUGGAUUUAAUAAUCAUACUAGUUUAAUUUCUCCUUCAACUGAUGGUCAUCAGUUGGCAACCCUUAGUCAACUAGAUAAUGAUGAAAUCGAGGAAAGAAGAGUUAGUUCGGGACACAGAGCUGGUGGAGGCUCACUGAGUGGUGGUACUGAAGCCGCUGUUGCUCGUGAUGCAUUUGAAGGAAUGAUAGAAACUUUGUCAAGGACUAAAGAAAGUAUUGGACGUGCAACUCGUCUUGCCAUUGAUUGUGCCAAGUAUGGUAUCGCUAAUGAGGUUGUGGAACUUCUUAUCCGCAAGUUGGAGAGUGAGCCUAGUUAUCAUCGUAAAGUGGACCUGUUUUUUCUUGUGGACUCCAUCACUCAGUGUUCCAAUAAUCAAAAAGGUAUUGCUGGAGCUUCAUAUAUUCCUGCUGUUCACUCUGCAUUGCCACGACUUCUAGGUGGUGCUGCUCCACCUGGAAAUGGGGCUCGUGAAAAUCGUCGUCAAUGUCUCAAGGUUUUACGUUUGUGGCUUGAGAGAAAAAUUUUGCCUGAAUCUCUUUUACGGAAAUGCAUGGAUGACAUUGGAGUUUCAAAUGAUGAGUCGACGUCUGGGUUUUCUUUAAGGCGACCAUCUCGAGCUGAGCGUGCUAUUGAUGAUCCAAUCAGAGAAAUGGAGGGCAUGCUUGUUGAUGAGUAUGGAAGCAAUACUACAUUUCAGUUGUCUGGCUUUCUACCUUCCCAUGUGUUUGAGGAUGAAGAAGAAGAAGAAGAUCUUCCAAGCAGCACUUAUAAAGAAGUUGAUGAUGCAUCACCAGUAGAGCAAAGACGUGCUUCAGGAGAGUCAGAAACAUGCACUGUUACUCCCAACGAUAGGCGUCAUUGCAUUUUGGAGGAUGUGGAUGGGGAGCUUGAAAUGGAAGAUGUUUCUGGUCAUCCAAAGGAUGAAAAUGAUUCCUUUGAAAUAGAAUCACAACAGCAUGGCUCAGAUAGGAUGUUGGAGUCAGUUUCAAAUAAUUUCAGUGAGUUCCCCCCUUUACCUGACGGUUCUCCUCCAUUGCCUCCAGAUUCUCCUCCUCCCCUGCCGCCCUUGCCUCCAUCACCACCACCACCUCCUCCUCCAGUGUCUUUUCCUUCUCCUUCUCCGCCACCUCCACCUCCGCCUCUUCCAUCACAGCCACUGCCACCUCCUCCUCUUUUGGGGCUGCCACAAUCUAUGGUACCACAAUCAUCAGUGGUACAGUCACAACCUUCAUUAGUGUCUCAACCGUUACUGACACUGCAGUCAUCAGUUCAGUCUUCACCUCAGUUGGCAUAUCAACCAUCUGUUCCUCGUGAAUAUUGCAACACACCCAGUGGUAAUCAAAUUGUCCAAGUAUCUGGGAAUACUCCUCAUGGAGGUCAUAUUGAUAAUACUGUGAAAAAUGAAUUAUUUACACAGCAAUCACCUUUCUUUGUACCAACAGGAAUGUGCAGUUCUCGAGAACCUUCUGGAUAUAAUUCUUCAAGGCAGUUGGAAUAUGGUCAUAAUGAUAUAUAUUUAAAUCCCCAAGCUUCUCAACCAAACCAGCAAUUUCAGCAAAGCAAUACACCAUAUUUGCAAAGACCUCUGCAUCCUUCCCUGCCUCAAACCUCUUCCAAUCAUUUCUCAUUUACAAAGCCAGGGAUCCAGCAACAUCCUCAUCAGCAUUACCCCUGCCCAUAUGCAAUGCCACACCCUGAUAACCAAAGGCGAUAUGUAGGUGAUGAACAGUGGAGGAUGUCAUCAGGUGAAUUUAAUACAGAGAGUCAGCAUGGUGUGUGGAUGGGUGGGAGGAGAACCCCCCCUCAAUCAGGACCUACAUUUGUCCAAGAAGGUUACUUUCAGCCACCUAUUGAAAGACCACCUACAAAUAAUAUGGGUUUUCAGCUACCUGCCACAAACAAUUUACCAGCUGCACCUCCAAUACCAGGUCACAAUGUUUCCCAGAUGUUGCCAUGUAGACCAGACAUGUCAACACUUAAUUGUUGGAGACCAGCUUAAGAAUAAACCUAAAGCCUUCUUAACUGCUUAAGUGUGUGGAUUGUGAUACAAGUUAAAAACUCACAAUAGAUACUUCUCAAAAGGGGGGGUUCAUCGUGUGACCAUAUCCGUUUACAGCUUGAAGGCAGUGUUAUUUAUGGAGACUAUUGGCAGGACUGUGUAUAUGUAAUUUUUCCUGACAAAUGUAUCCAGGGAACAUAUGCUUCCAAGUGUAGGCUCAUGUUUCUGACUUGGUUUGGGCAUAUUACAAAAGCUGACAACUCUUAAUUCAUUGGGUUUUUAUCUGGUUUUCCAUUGAAGAAUAAUGUCUGAAUUUCCUGGAAGAGCAACUACAUUGAAAUCUGGAGGUAAAUCUUUGACAUGGACUUUGUGCCGAGGCGGUUCUCUUUUUACAAAUGUCAUUUUCGUAUAGAGUUAAUUUAUGAAGGUGGUCUCAAAAUUAGUCUUCUGAAAAUAAUAUAGCCAUCCACUUGGAAACUUUUGCCCAUGGAAGCUGGUGGCUAUCGUCUAAUUAACUUGGGAGUCCCUUGAUCUCCAUGUCAACGAUAAAGGAAGUUUGAAGAUUUGGUUUAUAAUUCAGGGCAAAGCCAUAAUUGUAGAAGUCAGGAUUUUGGAGCUGGCUGCUGCACAUUUUAUUAAUACAGAAUUGCAGAAAGAAUGCAGCUUUAGUUAAGAGUUUAACAAAGUAUUACGGCUCAAACUUGAACCAUCAACAUAACUACUGUUUGUCAACUGCAAUUUUGUCAAAAUUAUGGAUAUAAAUUUGAUCACGUAACAUUAGCAGGUA
Messenger RNA from Mangifera indica (mango), 5673 nucleotides. Its product is annotated as ENHANCER OF AG-4 protein 2. Gene Ontology annotation, cellular component: nucleus. NCBI's taxonomy places the organism in Eukaryota, Viridiplantae, Streptophyta, Magnoliopsida, Sapindales, Anacardiaceae. Gene Ontology annotation, molecular function: double-stranded DNA binding; transcription coregulator activity. Gene Ontology annotation, biological process: regulation of transcription by RNA polymerase II. The record is from RefSeq and is a predicted model, not a curated record. The coding region runs from base 447 to 4886 and encodes 1479 amino acids. The transcript is spliced from 14 exons.